Messenger RNA from Mesoplodon densirostris (Blainville's beaked whale), 1758 nucleotides. It is a transcript of the gene RDH11, whose product is annotated as retinol dehydrogenase 11. The coding region runs from base 178 to 1056 and encodes 292 amino acids. The record is from RefSeq and is a predicted model, not a curated record. The transcript is spliced from 8 exons. Lineage: Eukaryota; Metazoa; Chordata; Mammalia; Artiodactyla; Ziphiidae.
UGAUUGGGGUCCUGCUCCUGCUCCUGCUCCUCCUCCUCCCCUUUCUCCUGUACAUCGCUGCACCCCAAAUCAGGCUGAGUCUUGUGAUUUCCUAAUCCUAAGAAAGAGCUCCACCAGGAUCCUGGCUAAACAGAUAUUCAUCAGUUCUUGUAACUGCAGGGAACAGUGCUAAGGAAAAUGCUGUCCAGCGGGGUGUGUACAUCAACCAUCCAGCUUCCUGGGAAGGUCGCUGUGGUCACUGGAGCCAACACAGGCAUCGGGAAGGAGACAGCCAAAGAGCUAGCUCAAAGAGGAGCCCGUGUAUAUUUAGCUUGCCGGGAUGUGCAAAAGGGGGAGUUGGUGGCCAGAGAGAUCCAGGUCAUGACAGGGAACCAACAGGUGUUGGUGCGGAAACUGGACUUGGCUGAUACUAAAUCUAUUCGAGCCUUUGCUAAGGGCUUCUUAGCAGAGGAAAAGCAUCUCCACAUUUUGAUCAACAACGCAGGAGUGAUGAUGUGUCCCUACUCCAAGACAGCCGACGGCUUUGAGAUGCACAUGGGAGUCAACCACUUAGGUCACUUCCUCCUGACCCACCUGUUGCUAGAGAAGUUGAAGGAAUCAGCCCCAUCAAGGGUAGUGAAUGUGUCUUCCUUAGCACAUCACCUGGGAAGGAUCCACUUCCAUAACCUGCAGGGUGAGAAGUUCUACCAUGCAGGUCUGGCCUACUGUCACAGCAAGUUAGCCAACAUUCUCUUUACCCAGGAACUGGCCCGGAGGCUAAAAGGCUCUGGCGUUACAACGUACUCUGUACACCCUGGCACAGUCAACUCUGAAUUGGUUCGGUACUCAUCCCUCAUGAGAUGGAUUUGGUGGCUUUUCUCCUUCUUCAUCAAGACCCCUCAGCAGGGAGCCCAGACCAGCCUGUACUGUGCCUUAACAGAAGGUCUUGAAGCUCUAAGUGGCAACCAUUUCAGUGACUGCCAUGUGGCAUGGGUCUCUGCGCAGGCUCGUAAUGAAACAGUAGCAAGGCGGCUGUGGGAUGUCAGCUGUGACCUGCUGGGCAUCCCUGUGGGUUGACAGGUGACGGCAGCUGGAACCAAGAGAAGCCUGCAGUAGACUACUAAGUACUCCCUGCCAAAAUGAUUCUCCUUCAGGAUGGCCAAAACCUUGAGCACAAAGAAAGCAAACCUUCCAGCCUUGCCUGCUUGAUGUCUGAUAAAAGCCCAGUGUACACUGCCAGACUCAUCUAACUCCUUGCAUUUGUCCAGAUUAAUUUUGCUCCUGUUACUGCCAGAGUUACUAGAGAUAAUGUAGGAUAAGUAGACCUUCAUAUGACCUCCAAGCUCAUAUUUUCCUUCUGAAGCCUACUACCUAGGAGAACCUAAGCUAUGGCAGGGGUUAGUUUCUGGCACUUUGGAUUCGUUUCUAUUCUCUUUGUCCACAAUGUAGUUCCUCCCAACCAAACAACCUUCAAGGGGGCCAUCCUUUAGCCUUAGCUAAACUCCAGGAGUCACAGUGGCUUGGCUGAAGAGCAGGGUUUGUCCCUCACCUCUUAAGAAAACCAUCAUGGCACCAACAUCUGGAUUCUUUCAGGAAGCUUCACUGAAUCUGGAUUGUGGCAUGGCUUUAUCUCUGACAACCUAAAGCCACUGCUGCUAAAACACUUUCACAUGCCUAGACCACAAAAGAGCUUCCUUUUCUAAGAAGUGGGUGGAGUUUACAGGAUGGCAGAAAUUUGGGGAAAGGCAAAAAUAAAAAUCAAAUUUAAACUGUCAUUCA